This is a messenger RNA of Amphimedon queenslandica, 1674 nucleotides long. Its product is annotated as ruvB-like 2. The coding region runs from base 41 to 1456 and encodes 471 amino acids. Gene Ontology annotation, molecular function: ATP binding; ATP hydrolysis activity; ATP-dependent activity, acting on DNA. The transcript is spliced from 15 exons. NCBI's taxonomy places the organism in Eukaryota, Metazoa, Porifera, Demospongiae, Haplosclerida, Niphatidae. The record is from RefSeq and is a predicted model, not a curated record.
ACAUCACGUGCUCACAUCGCCCUUUUUCACACUCGACAAAAUGGCGAAUGAGGCUGUUACUCAAGUCCAAGAGAUCAGGGACAUUACUAAAAUUGAGCGAAUUGGUGCUCAUUCUCACAUACGGGGGCUGGGACUAGACGAUGCAUUGGAACCAAGACCGAUAUCGCAAGGUAUGGUAGGACAGCAGGCAGCAAGGAGAGCAGCUGGAGUUAUAUUGGAGAUGGUAAAGGAUGGUAAGAUUGCUGGUAGAGCUGUACUGAUUGCUGGGCAGCCUGGGACUGGUAAAACAGCCAUUGCAAUGGGUAUGGCCCAAGCUCUAGGUAGCGAUACCCCAUUCACUGCUAUUGCUGGCAGUGAAAUAUUCUCACUGGAAAUGAGCAGGACUGAAGCACUCACUCAAGCAUUCAGACGAUCUAUUGGCGUUCGAAUAAAGGAAGAAACUGAGAUUAUUGAAGGUGAAGUGGUUGAGAUUCAAAUUGACAGGCCAGCAAACACAAGUGGUGCUAAAGUUGGCAAGCUAACUCUUAAGACAACUGAAAUGGAGACAGUUUAUGAUUUGGGGACUAAAAUGAUUGAGUCACUCACAAAAGAAAAGGUUCAAGCUGGUGAUAUAAUUACUAUUGACAAAGCCACAGGAAAGAUCAGUAAAUUAGGACGAUCGUUCACACGUGCGAGAGAUUAUGAUGCAAUGGGUCCUCAGACCAAAUUUGUUCAGUGUCCUGAGGGCGAGUUACAGAAGAGGAAGGAGGUCGUCCACACUGUCUCGCUCCAUGAGAUUGACGUUAUUAAUAGCAGGACUCAGGGGUUCCUGGCACUGUUUUCAGGUGAUACUGGAGAGAUUAAAAGUGAAGUGAGAGAUCAGAUAAAUGCAAAAGUCAGUGAAUGGAGAGAAGAAGGAAAAGCUGAAAUUGUGCCAGGAGUCUUGUUCAUUGAUGAGGUUCAUAUGUUGGACAUUGAGUGUUUCUCUUAUCUCAAUCGUGCUCUUGAGAGUGACAUGGCACCCAUUCUUAUAAUGGCUACCAACAGGGGAAUAACAAAGAUACGUGGUACUAAUUAUCCCAGUCCUCAUGGCAUCCCCAUUGACCUAUUGGACCGAUUAUUAAUAAUAUCAACAAAACCUUACACUGAGAAAGAAAUAAAGCAAAUACUGACCAUCAGGUGUGAGGAAGAGGAUGUUGAAAUGAGCGAGGAAGCUCUUGAGAUAUUAACACGGAUAGGGAUGGAGACCUCACUCCGAUACUCUAUUCAACUGAUAACAGCUGCUAGCCUGGCCUGUAGGAAGAGAAAGGGUACUGAGGUUGAUGUUGAUGACAUUAAGAGGGUCUACUCUCUAUUCCUUGAUGAGCACAGAUCAACCCAAUUCCUUCAAGAGUACCAGGACCAGUUCCUAUUCAGUGAAGACACGUCCAAACCCUCAGCUCCACCUCCUUCCAAUGAGCAGAUGGAGACAGCCUGAGCUCACUUGCCGUGUAUCAGUCAAAAAGCUGCAACCUUGUACAUAAACAAAACUGCUAACACAUACAGUACACACAUGCUUGACCAUUUUCUUUCUAUUUGGAUGAGUCACUUACUAAUAAUUAUAAGUGAACUUGUGAAUAAAGAAAGUAGUGUACAAUAGAAUGGGGGGAAGUGGCAAGAUUUAAUUUGUCAGUUGUUUGAAAGAUUAUGAAUUUA